AUGGUGAACACGAGUACCUACACUGAUAUCGUCGGCAAACAUUACGGUAUCGGCAAGCAGAUUGGCGAGGGUUCCUUUGGCAUUGUUUUCGAAGGGAUCAACCUGCUCAACCAUCAGCAGGUUGCUAUUAAGUUCGAGCUGCACAAGAGUAAAGCUGCCCAGCUGCGCAACAAGUAUCGCAUGUACAAGGCCCUCAUAGGCUGUGCGGGGAUUCCCAAUAUGUAUUACUUCGGCCAGGAAGGCAUGCACAACAUCCUGAUUAUCGACUUGCUUGGGCCUAGCUUAGAGGAUCUGUUCAGCCACUGCAAAAGGACUUUCACAGUCAAAACUGUGGUCAUGGUUGGCAAACAAAUGUUGUCGAGAGUACAGGAAAUUCACGAGAACAACAUCAUCCACCGCGACAUUAAGCCAGAGAACUUUCUCGUUAGCCGGCAGGGAUCUGCAAGCGCAAAUUCGAUCUAUGUUGUUGACUUCGGCAUAGCAAAGCUGUACCGCGACCCUAUAACGAAGCAACACAUUCCGUACAGGGAGCGCAAGUCUUACACUGGUACAGCUCGUUACAUAAGUACGAAUGCACAUCUUAGACGCGAGCAGUCUCGUAGAGAUGAUCUGGAGGCUCUAGGUCAUGUUCUCAUAUACUUCCUCCUAGGUAGUCUUCCAUGGCAAGGCCUCAAAGCUACUACCAACGAGCAGAAAAUAGAAGAGUUCACCAAAUACCUCAGCUACGUCCGCAGCCUAGGCUUUGAAGAUGCACCUGACUACGACUACCUGCGCGGACUACUCACCAAAGCACUGAGAAACGCUGGCAAACUUGAAGACAAUGAAUACGACUAG
This is a messenger RNA of Alternaria postmessia, 834 nucleotides long. RefSeq names its product bifunctional choline kinase/ethanolamine kinase cki1. Bases 1 to 834 code for a protein of 277 amino acids. The transcript has 4 exons. Gene Ontology annotation, biological process: endocytosis; signal transduction; peptidyl-serine phosphorylation. Gene Ontology annotation, cellular component: nucleus; cytoplasm. NCBI's taxonomy places the organism in Eukaryota, Fungi, Ascomycota, Dothideomycetes, Pleosporales, Pleosporaceae. The record is from RefSeq and is a predicted model, not a curated record. Gene Ontology annotation, molecular function: ATP binding; protein serine/threonine kinase activity.